Molecule: messenger RNA, 1143 nt
Organism: Mus caroli (Ryukyu mouse)
Lineage: Eukaryota; Metazoa; Chordata; Mammalia; Rodentia; Muridae
Gene: Snrpd3
Product: small nuclear ribonucleoprotein D3 polypeptide
Biological process (GO): spliceosomal snRNP assembly; RNA processing
Cellular component (GO): spliceosomal complex
Molecular function (GO): RNA binding
Source: RefSeq, a predicted model, not a curated record
CCUUCCCGUAGCGACGUGGGCUCCCCACGCUCUCCUUCCGCUAGGUCUGUUCUUCUGCAGCCUCAGAUGGAAGCUCUGAUCCUCCGCAGUGCCUCAUCGAGACUCCAGGGAACACUUUCCAGACUCCUUUUAGGUCUUCUUACCCAGACAAGGAAUAAUGAGAGUUCCCAGGGCUCAGUGCGUCCCUUACCUGCCGGUGGCCGGAUCCAAAGCUUAAAUCUCUAGUUCAAGCCUCACUUCCUGUCUCCCCAGAGCACUGGACUCAAGCCCAGAUCCCGCCCAAUCCGUCACUACAGUACUCAGGGUUACCAUGUUCCCUUGUUGGGCUCCAGGAUUGAUGUUUCCGGCGGUCCCCCGGGCCCUCUCCAGUGCCGGAACUAUUGUGCUAGAGCCCUGGUUUCCCCAGUCGGCUAAGUGAGAGUGAAGGGCAAGUAGGCUUAAAGGAAAGGGAGGGGCCUGCGCAAGGCAUUCUGGGAGCGCGUGGUAUUCGUGAGAGUCGGGCCGGUUGUUCUCUCGCCUUCGCCUUCUAACGUUUGUGCCAGAACCGGAAAAAAAAAAUAAAGCCUGCAGUUAAUUGCCUGGGAAGAGUCCUGCCAAGAUGUCUAUUGGUGUGCCGAUUAAAGUCUUGCACGAGGCUGAAGGCCACAUAGUGACAUGUGAGACCAACACCGGGGAAGUAUACCGAGGGAAGCUCAUUGAAGCAGAGGACAACAUGAACUGUCAGAUGUCCAACAUCACAGUCACAUACAGAGAUGGUCGAGUGGCACAGCUGGAACAGGUAUAUAUACGUGGCAGCAAGAUCCGAUUUCUGAUUUUGCCUGACAUGCUGAAAAAUGCACCCAUGUUAAAGAGCAUGAAAAAUAAAAACCAAGGCUCAGGGGCUGGCAGAGGAAAAGCUGCUAUCCUGAAGGCCCAAGUGGCCGCACGAGGGAGAGGACGUGGGAUGGGACGUGGGAACAUCUUCCAGAAGCGAAGAUAAUAUUCUCCAUUGAAGAGAACGUUGUCCUUUCUUCUCUUAGAUUAUUGCAGGGGUUUGGGGGGGGAGGGGGUAUUACAUGUGCAUAUGUCUUAGAAUUUCUUUUGAUAUUUUUCUUUUUUUCAGAGAAACUGUUAAGCUAAAUAAAAUUUGGUUGUUUUGUGGUU